Molecule: messenger RNA, 8915 nt
Organism: Neoarius graeffei (lesser salmon catfish)
Lineage: Eukaryota; Metazoa; Chordata; Actinopteri; Siluriformes; Ariidae
Exons: 20
Coding region: 101-8080 (2659 amino acids)
Biological process (GO): regulation of transcription by RNA polymerase II
Molecular function (GO): RNA polymerase II cis-regulatory region sequence-specific DNA binding; DNA-binding transcription factor activity
Source: RefSeq, a predicted model, not a curated record
UGCUAUAGAAAGGAAAGCCGCGCUAAGUAUAGCUAGUUAUUAUUAUUUUAAUUCUACUUCAGAUCAGGCACUGAUCAUUUUGGAGCAGAAACAUUUGAAAAUGACCAAGUUGCAGCUCUUGCACCGUGCUCUAAACGAGCGGCUGAUGGCGGCGGUGGAGCAGAUCAUGGAGAUGGUGGGCGGCACGGUGCUGGAGUAUGAACAGGAGACGGUGAGAGCGCGCAGAGAGAACGAGAUCCUCAGACGGAGGCUCCGGUGGAUGGAGGGCGAAAAUCCGACCGACUGGCCAGACCCAUUCUACGAGUCCUCCAAAUCUGGCCCAGAAGAAAUCUCUCCAUGUGGACAAAAGGAGUGGGGCUUGAACCUGGAACAACAAGCAGAACCUCUAGAAGUGAACCAGAACCAAGUAUUAAGUGAAGGUUCAGUUGGGCAGAAGAUGCCACAAACACAAGACCUGGUACCAGUUUGCAAAAAAGAGCCGGAUCCUGAGGUUAAAACCUCAGGACCUCAGGACUUUUGCACAGAGAAUCCCCCUUCUGCAAACACAGAUGAGAACACCUUUCAAGAAGUGUUGUUGCCCGUUGUAAAACUGCAAAGGGUGAAGUUUGAACUAGAAGAGAAGCAAAUUCCAGUAUCAUUACCAGACACUGACCUUCCUACAGACUCAGGUCAUUCAUACAGCCCUGAAUCCUCUCAGAGAAUGGGCAGUCCCUGCAAAAGCAGCCAUAAUGCCUUGAUUCCAGAGGUAACAGAGAGAGGAGAGCUCCACAGCACAGCUCAGACGAAUCAGACAAGGAGCUUGGAGAAUGUGAGUAAAGAGGUGCACAAUGACGUGCUAUACAAAUGUUCACAUUGCCGAAAGAUAUUCACAGAACUGAAAAAGCUACAGAAGCACCAGGUAGUUCAUGGGAGAGGCUUAAGAUGCAACUGGUGUGGCAAGGGUUUCUACCAGACAUCUGACCUUCGGCGCCACUUGCGUACACACACUGGAGAGAGGCCCUACUUAUGCACCUGGUGCUCCAAGAGCUUUAGCAGGAGGAGCAACCUGCGGCGACACGUGCGUAGUCACACAGGAGAGAAGCCGUAUCGGUGCGCCCACUGUGAGCGCGGUUUCAGUGACAGCCGCUGUCUGAAGAAGCACCAACGCAAACAUGAUGAAUGGGCUAAAUGCAGAGAGUGCUUUCCAAUGAAGCUAGUUGUUGUUAUUAUUAUUUUUAAAAAUUCUACUUCAGAUCAGGCACUGAUCAUUUUGGAGCAGAAACAUUUGAAAAUGACCAAGUUGCAGCUCUUGCACCGUGCUCUAAACGAGCGGCUGAUGGCGGCGGUGGAGCAGAUCAUGGAGAUGGUGGGCGGCACGGUGCUGGAGUAUGAACAGGAGACGGUGAGAGCGCGCAGAGAGAACGAGAUCCUCAGACGGAGGCUCCGGUGGAUGGAGGGCGAAAAUCCGACCGACUGGCCAGAUCCCACUGCGUUCUCUGUCCCAGGGGAGGCCAGUCUGACAGACACACUAGCACUCGAGUCCCUAAUUAUCAAAACGGAGCCCAUUGACUCCUCUGAUUUCCAAUUAUGCGAACCUGAUACAAGUCUCACAGCAUCAGUAUGCACCGCCAAUAUGGAAAUGAUUUAUCCUGGUACCAGUGCUCCUGCUGAUGCUGGCAUUCCUGACGGUAUGUUAUGGGAUUCAGCACAAAGCUAUAUGGCUCCACUAGACUUUGACCCCACUCUGUCCACCAUGGCGAGGAACAGGAACCAGAGGAGGUCCUUUGCCUGCCCAGACUGUGGUAAAGUCUUUGGGAGGGAGCAGAGACUAAUGUUCCACAUGCGUAUCCACUCUGCCGAGAGGCCCUAUACAUACCGAAGGCGUAAAACAUGCUUUUAUGGGGACAAGAAACGGAAGAAGAAAUUACGUGGCCUUUCCAAGAUAUCAAGAGAGUUCAUAGAGGACCUGUCGGACACUUCAGAGCAGACAGAGCAGAGUACUGGAUCGGCGAAUGUCGGUAUCUCAACAAACGCUGGCCCCACUGCCCCAGAAGUAGAGCCAAGUGAGGCAUCCGAUGAAGCCAGUGAACACACCAGCUGCAGCAAGCUCUCUGAGACCAGUGCAGCCAGACCUGUCGGCCUUAAAGCUAAGCAGGGAAGAGAAAAGGCCAAGACAGCUCAGUGCCUGCAGUGUAACAAAGCCUUCACUAAUUUAUCGCGGCUGGCAGUUCACAUGAAGACCCACAGUAAGCCACUUCCCGGGCAAGAUGAACAGAAUGCACAGGGAGACACUGACAGAACUCUCAAUGGAUCACAACAUCUUCCAAAGGUAAUAAGGAAUAACGAAACUGAGGUGGAAAAGGCAAAAGCAAUAGGUCAGAGGCUGUUUCAAUGCCCCGAGUGCAAGAAGAUCUUUGCUCGCUCCUGUUGGCUCAACUUCCACUUAAAGUCACAUGAACGAGAACGUAAGCGGCAGAAAAAGACGCAGCUUCAAAAUAACAACCUGAAGGACGUCCCCCAGGUCUCAGAAGAGCCAAAGAAAGAAGUAUCGACUGAAAGUAGCAAAGUUCACGUGCUGAAGAAAAUCUUUGCUUGCCCGUACUGUGAUAAGGUUUUUGCUCGUGAAGGGUGGCUUGGACCACAUAUUCGGAGUCAUACAGUUAAGAAACAAAACAGUGAUAUUGUUUCUGACACAAUCUUGCCUGAUUCUACGAAGAGAAGGACUCGGCGUGUCAUUGCCCAGGCCUGCAACACAUUCCAAAAAAAGUUGGGACAAGGGCAAUUGAGCGCUAGUAAUGAGCCAUCAACUGAAGGUGGCAGCGAACAAAAGAAAAUCACUGAACAGGCAUUAGGAGAAACUGAAAAUUCAGAAACGGUCAAUGAACAACCAAAAACCGAGACUUCUGUGUCUCCAAACAUCCCUCUGGAGUUAACAAACCCUGAAACCGAAAUAAUAAUCAGUAAUAACCCUGAAGAGAUCAGAAAUGAAUCUGAAAGUAUCAGUAAUAAAACUGAAACAAUUGCAAACAAAAUCACAGAGGAAUUUGCCCCAGUCUCUGUGGACUCUUCAGGACAGAAAGGUGGUGUCAAAAAAGCAAAAAAGAGAUUUCCAUGUCGAGAGUGCGGCAAAGUUUAUUUGCUGGCUGGCUGGUUGAAGACGCACAGAAAGAUGCAUAAAAACGAGAGAAUUUUGGAGGAGAAAAGGAGACAGCUAAUGAUGAUGAAAGAGUUUGGACAGAAUGACAACAAAGAAGAGGGACAGAGCCUCAUGGAAACCAGUAUCAUCCAAAAUAAGCAAAAGAAGAAAAAGAAGUCUUUGGGGCUACAGGAAAGCCUCGAUAACAAAAAGAAGAAAAAGAACCAGCUCACAAAUGCAGUGCUGCUGAAGGCUAUGGAGAACUCUUCUGAUGUCCAGACAGCUGCAGACAAAAGCAAAGAAUCUGAUGGUUCAACUCGUGGCCAAUGUGUUUGUAAAGACUGCGGCAAAGUGUAUGCUAGAAAAAACUGGUUGAGCUUGCACAUGCUUGGCCACAGAAAAGCAUUGAUGGCCUUGCCCCAAAAAGCAAAUGACGAGGCACAGAAAAGUGAUGGGCAGACAACAAAAGAAGGUUCAUCCACUCAGGAUUCUAAAGGUCAGAAAGGAAAAGACGGUGGUAAAGCAUCGUUUCCGUGUCCCUUUUGCAAUAAAGUCUUUCCACGGGCAAUGAGGCUGAUGGUGCACAUGCAGAUACACUCAGGCGAGAAACCAUACUCCUAUCGACAACGUAAAGAACAGUUUUACGCUGACCCAACAAGACCCAGAGUGCCAGAUACAGAUAAACCGGAGCCUGCAGUAGAAGGCAAUGAUGAAAAGGGGAAGGAUGGAGGAAACGAAGUGACUAGGAGUCAGACUUCUACAGUGUCACAAGACCAUGCAAGCACUACAGAGCCUAUGGAAACCAUUCAACCUCAAUCAAUUUGCACUGACAGAAAAUUCAGCCUCCUUCCUCUGCAAUCAUCUGGUGCUGCUACCAUCCACAGCACAACUCUUACAAGAACUGAUUCAAAAUCAGACAGUAAUUUCAGUUUGCAGCCUAGAAUCGUUCUAGAUCAAGUUAUAGCUGAAUCCAGCCACUCUACAUCAUCGGAAGGGGGUGACUGUAAACCAGUAAUUAUGGAAACUAGUGACGUUCAGCUGCACCAAACGCCUGACUUAGAAACUAAUGAUGCUGCUACAGGUGGGCAGGUGAAGAGUCAUCAUGCUCAAACACCACUUGAAAACUCAAUCCCUUAUGCCAGCCAAAACACAUUGGCUGAAACAGAUCAUCCAGAUAUUGUUUGUGAUAAUGUAGGUUCCGUUCAUAAACAUCACGAAAAUACCUCCUGCUCUGAAAAGCUGCUUGUCAGUAUUGGAGACCAGCAAACCUCAGAGUCCCCAGAACCCAGAAAGUCUGAAAUUUGCAAAAGCAAGGGUCAGGUAGAAAGCCAGGAGUACUCUUUGUUUGAUGUUAAGCAGCACAAGGUGCAGUGUGACCCAGAACUUCAGGAAAUGGAUAUAGAAUCAGAACAGUCAGAAAGCCAAAUUCAUACCCAUGAGAAGUCAAGGUUUCUUGACAUUGUAAAAGCUAAAAACAUUCCUCCUGAACAUCUAAAACAUGGCUCUGAUAAAAUGUCCAUUGACACAGCUCUGACAACAGUUCCAGAAUUUUCCCCAACUGAAUCGAGUUCCAGUGCCGUACAUCAAGUGUCUCAUACCAAGUCAGGCUAUAUGAUCUUCUCAGAUGUUAGUGAUGAUGAUGAGUGGGCAAAUGUGUCCAGUAACCCUGAUGAGAAGAAAGAAAAAACAACUUUGAAAAUCUCUACCCCUAUACCUGAGGGGUUGGCUGAUGCAGGAUGCAGCCCUCAUAAAGCUAGUGACUCUGACUCAGAUGUAGCACUUAUGUUAGAAAAGACUGGUGAACAGAAUUCCCUUGAUGGUACACUUGCUAACAGAGAUGAGAUGGCGGACGCUUCUGUCCAACAAACAGAAGAGCCGAGUUCCACAGGGCAAAAGAGGUGCUUUACAUGUUUGUCAUGUGGUUUAACAUUUGGUGGUGAGGCCUUCUUGACACAGCACAUGAAGGUGCAUUCUGUGUCUGCGGGGACCUACCAGAAGUCAAACACCUUCAAGACACUCAAGAAGAGGGUCAAGAACAAUGAAACAAAGAUUAAACAAGAAGUUCAGACUUCAGAAGUAGGUAGUGCUGAUUCAACAGACAACUCUGAAAUCUCAGGAAAAAGCGACUCGACACUGAUAAAUGUCAAUACAGCUAAGUUAUUUGGAAGUUGCCCAGACACUGGUGCAACCAUUCAAAGUUCCAGAGCGGACUCAGAGACUGUUGACAGAAAAUCAAAGACAGAACAUAGAACUCUGCACUGUUGUUAUUGUGGGAAAGCUUGCGAAAAAAUAGAACUGCAUCUCAUGCAUGAUCACCCACAAGAACCUAAGGUGAUAGAAGCUUUGCGUUUUAGCAACACCUUAGAAGAAAGGAAGAGGUUAUUGAGCCUUCUUUGCAGUAGCAAAAAACUGAAACAUGAUUGCACUACUAGAAGCAAAAAGGAUGAAGACCUUGUUCAUUGUAUCUUUUGUCAGGGGUAUUAUCAACGAAAUCAGUUCUGGAAACAUGCUUUAAUAUGUGAGCAGAAACAACCAAAAGAGCUCAAUGUAACUGAACCUGGCAGCAGUACAGAUCAUCCCAGCACUAGCCUAAGAUCAAGGCCCAGCAUAGCACAGAAAAACUUUGAUCCAGAAUCUGGAAAUCUCAUCAAAGAUAUCUUCUGCAACACUGUACAACAAGCCAUUCCAGAGUCAGUGAAUCUUCCUUCACCUAAAGCUGAACAACACACUACACACUAUUUAUAUUCCAUUUCUCCUGUUUCAGAAACAGGCAAUACUGAGGUAAAACCAAUCCCUAAUCAUGGAUCAAACAGCCUGUCCAUUUUCUACAGUGGUAACAGCUCAGGAAUGAUGAAUCUUGAUUCAGAAUCUUCUGGACCACUCAUUCAAGACUCGCUCAACAGUGCACUGGAGUAUACCAGUACUUCAGUUCAGGAGUCUUGCUCCAGCACAGUAGAGGGAGCUCUCGUUGAGAAUCAAGAAUUAACAUAUCCCCCACUUAGAACAAAGGACAUUUCAGGAAAAGAACUUCAGUCCACGUUGGAACCUGAAAACAAGCUCAAUAAGAUUCUACAACCCCAUACUACAGUUUCAAGUAGUUCUUACCUCUUGGACACUGGGAGCGGCAGUCUACAACCAAACCCUGAUCAAGAUUGUGUUCCUCUUGCAUUGAUCAAGAAUUCCUCAAAGCAACCAUUAGAUUGCAGUGGAACGCAUGUUAUUCCUCAAGAAUCAGUGAGCCAUAUACAUAUUGGCAGCAGUGAUUCACAACCAACCACUAAUCUGAAAUCAGACUGGACUACUAUACCAACAGCGGUAAGUGUGGACUUGGAGCAGAACCUUGGCUCUGAUACAGAACCAGAGAGAACCACCAUAAUGAUGCCAGAACUUAAAUCGGAGAGGACUGCCAAAAGCGAUCUUCAUUCAGAGACAACGAAUUGUAUAGUUGCAAACAUUUUUAGCAGUGAUGCUAAUCCAGAAACAGGAAGCAUUUCCAUUCAAGUUUUUGGAAAUGAUGAUCAUAGAGCCCCUGACCUAGGAUCACACUGUCAUCCAAUUCCAAAUCAUAUUCCUAGUGAAAAACAACAAACCACUGAUCCAGAAACAUACAGUGCAACAAAAAAUCAGUUUGACUCUGAAGGUCACGUCAGAGACGACACAGAAGAGGGUGGUCAAUGUACUGGCCAAGACGGUGAUUUGAAACCUCUUGACUUAAAUUCCACCACAGCAGUAAAGAGGAGGCAGGACAGUCGGAGCAGGAAUACAGAGAGAAGACGACAAAGUGACCCCUUACAGCAGACGUCAACAGAAGAGGGAAAUGCAUCACCAGUCACUUCUCAAACUCCUGAGAUGAAGCGUGGUUUACAAAUAUCUGAUGUCUGGAAAAGUUUGAAAAACCGCAAAGGAACAGAUAAAUUAAAGCUGAAGAAAAAACACUUCUGCUUAUAUUGUAAGAAAACUUCCUUCCGAAUGGCACAGCAUCUCCUAUCAGCACAUGCUAAAGAACCAGAGGUGGCAAAGGCCCUUAGUUAUGACGAGAAGUCAAAGGAAAGGAAACAGUUGCUGGAUCUUCUGCAGAGCAAAGGAAACCUCUUGCACAAAGAUGUGGGUAUGAGUCUACCUGUAAGUGAAGAACUACUACCAAGUAAUCAAGCAAGUUCUUUUAUUUCAAAUCAGUCACGUCCUUCCGAACGGGAAAAUCCUAAUCCUGAAUCUGUGAGCACGCCUGUUUCAGACACUCAUCACAGUGUAGCACAGCUGGACGCUGACACACAAUCUCCCUGUGAAGACUUGGGGUUAGUUCGUGAAGAGCUACUUGCUGAUUUUGAAUCACAAAGUGAUCUCACUCCAGACACCAGCUUGGUCGCUUUUCAAACAAGAAAGGACCAUGUGCACAAAAUAUCAACCUGCAGCUCUCCAGCCUGCGAUCAGACUGAAACAAGCAAGAGUGAGGACGAGAAAACUGAUGCUGAACAGAGCAGCCAGAAAGGACUCACGAUGGAGAAUAGGAGGAGGAGCUCUCGUAUUCAAGCUCGGCCAAUGAGGGUGAAGGAUAACCUUUCAAAUGAAGUGGAGAGCAUGUCCCAGAGAUUAAAACUGCAUGUUUGUCAGCACUGCAGCGCUACCUUCUGCAGUCGCUACCACCUUCGCAGACAUGAAUACACUCACACAGAUGAAAGGCCAUACUGGUGCAUGCAGUGUAAUAUAGGCUUCAUUCAGAAAUAUCGCUAUCGAAACCACAGAAUGACCCACCACGGAGAGAGACAGUCAAGCGAGUACCAGGAUUCAUCAGGAAAGGACAAAAAACAAUCUCUCAGUGGAGACAAGCCAGUGGAGAAUGAGCUCUAUCAAGAGCAACUGGACAACAGUACUGCAGCUACAGCUGAGCCUUCCAGCAACGCUGAGGAAAGACCUGACUUGACAGACGAAGACACAGGAAGUUUGGGGAAGUUCCACACUGAAUAAUUACCUGAUUGCAGACAGGUAUCAGACAGUUUAUCUCAGAAAUGGUGCCUCAAGAAGCAUUUGCAACAUAGAAUGGUAUGAGAUUAGGAACAUAUAUAUCUGGAGACGUUUGUUAUUUGUAUUUUUUGUUUACAUUUGAUUUUAUAUGUUGCGUCAUCUGAUAUUUUGAUCAGAGUAUCAUUACAGAACACUGACUAUGUAAUGUAAGUAUGUUCAUUUUACUGUAUCAUCCAGGUGCUUAAUGGUGUGCAUAAUUAUACGCAUCACACAGGCUAAAAAGACAGCGAGUGUGUGUGAUUGAGUUUUGUAAAGCAGAAUCAUUCCUUUUCUUGUGUAUUCUUGUGCAUUUGACGAACAGGAAGUGUCAAAAGAAAAUAAGGAAUGAAAGUUCAAAUAGGAGUUUCGACACAGUUAAAUGAAAUCUACAUGUUGGACUGCAAUCCUAAGUUUUACAACGGAGCAGCACAAAAUUGAGUAACGAAAUAGUAGACGGUUGGGAGAAUAGUGUAGUUUCCUUCUUUAUAAUAUUUGAUUUUGUUUUUAUCGGGGAAAGCAUGACUGCUUGAAGAAAUUUUAGUUUCUGACUUUAAAUAUUGUCUGUAUCGUUUACUUUUCUGAUAUUUUGCUUAUAAAUCUAAAAUUGGACAGCAACAUGUAUAUUCCAUUUACAGGAUUUUGAGAACUUGAUGUAUUACUGAAGCUGCUCACGGCAUGUACUGUACAUGAAACUUCAUUGCCAGUGUUACCUACGUCCAUUGUAAAUAUGAACUGAGAAAAAAAAAUGAAAACACCACAUCUGAUUUUGUAGGUUGUGUACUUUUUCAAUACAGAAAGU